Molecule: messenger RNA, 1455 nt
Organism: Diversispora eburnea
Lineage: Eukaryota; Fungi; Glomeromycota; Glomeromycetes; Diversisporales; Diversisporaceae
Source: the annotation of a GenBank genome assembly
AUGGCGGCAAAUAAAAUUCCUACAGAAAUAGUAAUUAAAAUUUUAAAUAAUGUUCAAUCUUCUCGGGAUUUACACUCAUCAUUAUUAGUUAACCGAAUCUGGUGUAAAGUUACUAUACCCAUACUUUGGGAAUUACCUUUUGGUCAAGAUUGUAGUGCCGAUAAUAAGCAGAAGUUGAGAAAGAAAGCAUUAUGUAUUCGAACUUAUAUAUCGUGUAUGGAUACUCAAGCUAGAACUUUACUCGCGCAAAAUGGAUUUUAUUUAUUAUCGUCACCACCUCAGGCUACUUUUGAUUAUCCAUCAUUUACUCAUAAAUUUAUAAUUAAUAAUUUAGUAUAUUUUCUUUCCAAAUAUUCAUCUAAAAAAAGUCUUAGUCGACAAAUAUUAUUUCUUGAGAUAUUCAAAUUAAUAAUGAAUCGUUGUAAAUUCGUAGAUUCUUUCAAAAUAACGAAAGUUCCCAUGAAUAAGCCUCUACGUUAUAGUGAUUUAAUUGGUUCAAUUCUCAAAUUGCCUGGUGUCUCAAAAGUAUUUAGAAAAUUAGAAAGUUUUACUUCGACAAUAAGAAGAGAUCUUGGUCUUAUUGGACUAUAUGAAUCAUUAACAUUAAUUUGUGAUAACAUUUUAAAUAUGGAUUUAUAUUUUGAUUCAUUUCCUCAAGAUCAAUUAACAAAACUUAUUAGUGUUCAAAAACGGUUAGAAAAUUUAUCAAUUGUUGUUGGAUUUUAUAGCCAAUUUCCUAACUCUUUAUUUUUUGAGGCUAUCAUUAGUCAAAAAGAAACGUUGAAAAGUCUUCGUUUAGAAUCAGUAAAUUUUUUUCAUUUCAAGGGAAAUUCGGCCUCAAUUGGACAAUUUAUUUCACUUCAAGAUCUUUACAUUAAAAAUUGUUCUGAAUUAUAUGACUCGAAAUAUUUAUUCUUGGCUUCAUCAUUUCCUCAUUUAAUUAGUUUUCGUUUUAUUUAUUCGGUUUAUUUAUACGAUGAGUAUCCACAAGAAUUUAUUGUAAAAAUUCUCGAAACGGCCAAUGAAAAUUUAAAAAAUAUUUGUCUAGAUUUAUUUACCGGAAUUGCAUUUGAUGUAUUUUCGGCAAUUUUAAUUUAUUGUACAAAGAUUACCGAAUUAUCUUUACGGAAUUUAAGUUUUGAUCAAGUAUUAGCAAUAUUUAAUAAUAAUUUUAAUGAAUUAAGGAUAUUUUCAUUUGGUUGUGGAGAAGAAGUGGAUGCUAAUGAAUUAUUAUGCCAAAUGGCCGAAAAUGUACCAGAAUCACUUGAAACCAUUGAAAUUAAAAUACGGAUAUUUAGUGCUGAUAGUUUUAGAAAAUUCAUUGAAGGGUGGUGUUGUAAAGGAGGAGGAGGAAGUAAAAAGAUUAUUGUAAGACGUACUUCGUUCUUAUUUGAAUUAAGUGAAGAACACUUUAAAGUUACUGAAGAAUAUGGAGUGGAUUUCAAAUUGAUGUAG